Messenger RNA from Cyclocybe aegerita, 2400 nucleotides. The record is from the annotation of a GenBank genome assembly. Lineage: Eukaryota; Fungi; Basidiomycota; Agaricomycetes; Agaricales; Hemipholiotaceae.
AUGACAUCUCUAUUCCGGCACCUUCGGGUGCACCAAGUUUUUGGGGCAAACACUGACGUCGGGAAGACGAUUCUUACGACCGCUCUCGUGCGGGCGUCGGCGAAAAGAGGAAAGGACGUGUUUUAUUUGAAGCCUGUGAGUACGGGUGCGUUGGAAGAUGCGGAUGACCACCAUGUCAAGCGAUAUACCAAUGACCUCUUGGGUAAAGUACAUCCGGAGUGUCUGUUCAGAUACGACGAGCCCGUCAGUCCACAUUUGGCUGCGAAGAUGAAGGAAGGGGAGGACGCUGACAACUCGAUACCCACCGACGAAACCUUCAUUACCUCUAUCUCCGACCGCAUUAGGUAUUACGCGAAGAAAGCUAGCGACCCAAGCCAUAUGUAUGUCGAAACGGCAGGAGGUGUCCACAGCCCGACACUAUCCGGAACGACUCAAGCAGACGCCUACCGACCGCUCUUCCUCCCAACCGUCCUCAUUGGCGACUCGAAGCUCGGCGGUAUAUCAACCACAAUUUCCGCAUACGAGGCCCUUCUUCUCCGCGGGUAUAUCAUCGACGCGGUCCUCCUCUUCCAAGACGAGUACUAUCGCAACGGAGAGUACCUGAAACCGUACUUCGAAGAACGCGGGACAUUCUUGGCUACUGUCCGACCUCCACCCCCACGUCUUUCCAACCCGACGGAAAACUUCAUCUCAACGGAGGGGUACUAUAAAACCAUAACGUCGGCAGAGGUGGGCGACGAGGCUGGGCUCGUAGUCGACCAUCUGGACGUGCGACAUAAAUCUAGGGUUGACGAGCUCGAGUCGAUGCCUCGUCGGACAUUGGACACAGUCUGGUGGCCGUUCGUCCAGCACGGACAGGUGAAGGGAGAGAAGGAUGUCACGGUCAUCGACAGCGCGUAUGGAGACUUUUUCAGCGUGACGAAGAAAUCAGAGAGCACAGACACGAAGAGGGCCUUGCUGGAGCCUCAGUUCGACGGCUCGGCAUCGUGGUGGACGCAAACAGUCGGUCAUGCACACCCGUCGUUGACGCUCGCGGCUGCCCGCGCGAGUGGGAGGUACGGGCAUGUCAUGUUUCCCCAGGCGACCCACCUCCCCGCUCUGAACCUCGCUGAACGCCUGGUCAAAGAUGGGCCAGGGAAAGGAUGGGCAAGCCGCGCGUUCUUCUCAGACGACGGGUCCACGGGGAUGGAAGUCGCGCUGAAGAUGGCUCUGCGUGCCUUUGCACUCCGACACGGCAGCAACCUCGGUGCCAAUGAGAAGAAGUCGCUAGGCAUCCUCGGGCUGAAGGGCAGCUACCACGGAGACACCAUCGGCGCGAUGGACGCGUGCGAGGAGGGCGUGUACACCUGCGAAUGGCAUAACGCGAAAGGAUACUGGCUCGAGCCGCCCACGGUCGGGAUCAAGGACGGGCAGAUCGCCAUCACUGUCCCCGGCUCGCUCGCCUCGUUCCCGAGCUCUCAAACCGUAAAUGCCGAGUCCCUCGCGUGGGUGUACGACGUCGAGAAUAGGCUGCACACGCCGCUCGCACGCGCAUACGCCUUAUACAUCACCCGUUCUUUGGAGGCACUGGCAGCGCGUGGAGGCCCGAAGCUCGCCGCGCUCGUCCUCGAGCCCCUGAUCAUGGGUGCAGGCGGGAUGCUCUUCGUCGACCCGCUCUUCCAGCGCGUGCUCGUCGACACUGUGCGCGGGCGCCGUUCAGGCUCGUCCGCCCAGUGGUCGGGCAUGCCGGUGAUCUUCGACGAGGUCUUCGUCGGGCUCAACCGCGUGGGCGUCGAGAGCGCUGGCACGCUUCUUGGCGUCUAUCCCGAUAUCUCGGUGAACGCGAAGGUCCUUACGGGUGGGCUUGUGCCGCUUGCGGUGACCCUCGCGUCCAAGUCGAUCUUUGAGGCGUUUUUGAGCGAGAAUAAGGCUGAGGCGCUGCUCCACGGGCACUCAUAUACGGCACAUGCAGUGGGAUGUGAGGUGGCGAAUGAGACGCUCAGGUUGAUUGAUAGGCUGCAGUUGAGCGAUGAGUGGAUUGCGGCCAAGGCAAGUUGGGCGAAGCCGGAUGGGAGUGAAAGUCCUGUUUGGAGCUUAUGGGAUCCUGAGUUCGUGAGGGCUAUCUCGAGGCUUGAGCAGGUAAAGGAGGUCAUGACGCUGGGGAGCGUCCUAGCAAUCAAGGUCCAGGACAAUACUGGAGGAUACGUCUCACAAUCUGCCCAAGAAACCUUGAAGGCCUUGAAAGCAUGUUCCAGCACUCAUGGCGAUCUGUCGGCAGCACCAGGCGGUGCACCAUUCAGCGUACACUACCGGACACUCGGUGACGUCGCCUACUUCAUGACAAGCCUGAACACGAGCCCAACCGUCAUUAGAUCCAUAGAAGACAGAGUCUGGACAGCUCUAUCAAGUACAAGCCAAUAG